CGGCCCGGGUCACGUGACACGCGAAGCGCUCGCGGAAGACCGCCGAUCUAGAAAGCGCCACUCGGCACUGAUUCUGCAACAUCCCCUCGUCUCAACUGCUCCUCGAAGUCGCUGGCCAUGUCCACGGGCUCUGCUUACAACGAUGACAAAGGAGGUUCCUCCAGCCUGGGAGAACCCGAAUAUGGACACGAUCCGGCCAGUGGGGGGAUCUUUUCAUCCGAUUACAAAAGGCAUGAUGAUCUUAAAGAAAUGCUAGAUAGUAACAAGGAUUCCCUGAAGCUAGAAGCCAUGAAAAGAAUUGUAGCUAUGAUUGCCAGGGGAAAGAAUGCUUCUGACCUUUUCCCAGCUGUGGUCAAGAAUGUAGCCUGUAAAAAUAUUGAGGUAAAGAAAUUAGUGUAUGUGUAUUUAGUUAGAUAUGCAGAGGAGCAGCAAGACCUGGCUCUUCUUUCCAUUUCUACCUUCCAAAGAGGUUUAAAGGACCCCAACCAGCUGAUCCGCGCGAGUGCUUUGCGGGUUUUGUCCAGUAUCAGAGUUACAAUCAUUGUUCCCAUCAUGAUGCUUGCAAUCAAGGAAGCAGCUUCUGAUAUGUCCCCUUAUGUACGAAAAACAGCUGCUCAUGCCAUCCCCAAACUUUACAGUUUGGAUCCUGAACAAAAGGAUCAGCUGAUAGAAGUUAUUGAGAAGCUGCUGGCAGAUAAAACAACGCUAGUAGCAGGCAGUGUUGUGAUGGCUUUUGAAGAAGUGUGUCCUGAACGGAUUGACCUGAUCCACAAGAAUUACCGGAAACUGUGUAAUUUACUUAUCGAUGUUGAAGAGUGGGGACAGGUAGUCAUUAUCAACAUGCUGACUCGUUAUGCCAGAACUCAGUUCCUCAAUCCUAACCAAAAUGAGUCCCUCCUAGGGGAGUCUGCAGAAAAAGCUUUCUAUGGAUCAGAUGAGGAAGAAGGGAAAGAAGAUAAAGAAGAAGCAGCUGUUCUGGUCAAGAGGAAGCCAUAUGUGAUGGAUCCUGACCACCGACUGCUCUUACGUAACACUAAGCCUCUGCUACAGAGCAGAAAUGCAGCUGUGGUGAUGGCUGUUGCCCAGCUGUAUUUUCACCUUGCUCCAAAAGCCGAGGUUGGUGUCAUUGCUAAGGCUUUGGUUCGACUCAUGAGGAGUCACAGUGAAGUCCAGUUUGUUGUCCUGCAAAAUGUGGCCACCAUGUCCAUCAAACGAAGGGGUAUGUUUGAGCCUUAUUUAAAGAGCUUUUACAUUCGAUCAACUGACCCAACACAGAUAAAAGUGCUAAAGUUGGAGGUAUUGACAAACUUGGCCAACGAAACCAACAUCUCUACAAUUCUAAGGGAGUUUCAGACUUAUAUAAAAAGCAUGGAUAAGGACUUUGUUGCAGCCACUAUUCAGGCCAUUGGACGCUGUGCAACCAAUAUUGGAGAGGUUCGCGACACAUGUCUGAAUGGACUAGUGCAGCUGCUUUCUAACAGGGAUGAGUUGGUGGUUGCAGAAUCAGUCGUGGUGAUCAAGAAAUUAUUACAGAUGCAGCCUGCUCAGCACAGUGAUAUCAUCAAGCACAUGGCAAAGCUCACAGACAACAUUCAGGUACCAAUGGCAAGAGCUAGCAUACUGUGGCUAAUUGGGGAAUAUUGUGAACAUGUACCAAAAAUAGCACCUGAUGUUCUGCGGAAGAUGGCAAAAACCUUUACCAAUGAAGAAGAUAUUGUCAAACUGCAGAUACUCAACCUCGCUGCCAAGCUGUACCUAACUAACUUGAAACAGACCAAGCUCCUAGCUCAGUAUGUUCUCAACUUGGCCAAGUACGACCAGAACUAUGACAUCAGGGACAGAGCCCGCUUUAUUAGGCAGCUGAUUAUACCUUUAGACAAGGGGGGCAUCCUCAGUAAAUAUGCUAAGAAGCUCUUCCUCGCUUUAAAACCAGCACCUGUGUUGGAGUCACCAUUCAAAGACCGUGACCACUUCCAGCUGGGCUCACUCUCCCAUUUGCUUAAUGCCAAAGCUGUGGGUUAUCAAGAGUUACCUGACUGGCCAGAAAUGGCCCCUGAUCCUUCUGUUCGGAAUGUGGAGGUCCCAGAAUGGACAAAGUGCAGUUCGAGGGAGAAGCGUAAGGAGAAAAUGGAAAAACCAUUCUACUCAGAUUCUGAAGGAGAGUCUGGACCCACAGAGUCUGCAGACAGUGAGUCAGAGAUGGCCAGUGAAUCGGAAAGUGGAAGUGGAAGUGGAAGCAGCAAUGAAGAAAGUGGGUCGAGGUCUGACAGUGAAGACAGCAAUGAAACGGGGAAGGAGGAGAAGAAAACAAGGAAGAAAGUGAAGAAGGCAGUCCACGAAAGUGGUGAUAGUGAGCAGAGUGGAGAUGAUGAAGAGGAGAAAAAGAGCCAGAAAAAGAAAAAAGAACAUAAACCAAGCUCUGGGUCAUCAUCAGAAAAUGAAGAAGAAAGUUCAACUGAAAGCAGUGAGUCUGAGUCCGAGUCUGAAUCUGAAGAGUCAGAUGCUGACACAAAGAAGAAGAAAAAGUGUCCAGCUUCCAAACAGGUGUCUAAACAGCCAAAACCAGAGAAAAAGGAAAUUUCACUUCUUGACUUGGAUGACUUUAUACCUCCAGCCUCUCCCCAGGUAACCCCAGUGAACAACGUUGUAUCAAACAGCCUGGUUACCGACUUGGAAGGGCUUUCUCUCACUGAUUCUGCACUGUCACCCACAAUGAUAAGUCCAAAUUUUGGUUCUGUAAAGAUGUACAACUUGCUACAUCGAAUCACUGGAGAAGGCUUAUCAGUGGAGUAUUGCUUCAGUCGGCAACCUUUCAGCCCAGAUCCGCACAUGGUGGCCGUGCAGGUGCAGUUCUCCAACAACUCAGAGACAGAGGUCAAGAACGUCAGAAUAGAAGAGAUGAAGCUUAUGUCUGGAAUGAGAAUCCAAUCAUUUCCUGAGAUAGAGGUUUUGGCUCCUGGUGAGGCAGCAACUGUCGUUAUGGGAAUUGACUUCUGUGACUCAACUCAAGCUGCUAACUUCCAGCUCUGCACACACACUCGCAGCUUCUUUGUGUCUAUCCAGCCACCGGUUGGGGAACUUAUGAUUCCAGUAUUUAUGAGUGAGAACGAGUUCAAAAAAGAGCAAGGAUAUUUGAUGGGAAUGAAUGAAAUAUCAGAGAAAAUAACACUUGCAGAGAAAUCUCACAUUGAUUACGUGGUUGCUCAGAAAGUGACUUCGGCUGCAAAUCUGAGUCGGGUUCCCUGCGGAUCAGAUAAAGAGUUUAGAUUUGCUGCCAAGACAUUAUCUAGUGGAAGCCUAGUGCUUGUAACAGUGAUUACAAAAGAGGAGCGCACUGCACAAGUCACCGUGAACUGUGAGAAAAUGGUAAUUGGUACUAUGUUGGUGAAGGACAUUCUUCAGGCGAUAUCCCACUGAGAUGAAAAAAUGUGCCCUUUCCUCAGACAACUCCUGAAGUUAUCUCUGUUUUUGAGAAACUGCACCUUCACUCCAUCUCCCUUUUCAUGUCCUUCAGCCAAUCUGUCAUACUGAUGGUGCAUUGCUGCUGAGCCACAGAAACUCUGAUACAAAACAAUUUCAGCAUGAAUUUCUUUUACAAAUUAAAAUCCAGUUAAGUGGUGUUAAAAUGAUCAUGCUGCAUAAGAUGUUUCUCAAACCAAUUUAUUCUUAAAGACAUGCAUGUUAGGUUAAUGGAUAAGCUCACCCUGCAACUGUGAGUAAAGCAGUGUGUGUUAGUGGACUCUGCACUGGACUGCGACUCUGUCCAGGGUGUUUCCUGCCUAGUGUCUAGUAAUGCCCGGGCUGGCUCUGCCUCAAAUAACCCCAAAUCAGACUAAGUAGAGAUAUGAUGUUAUAUGUUACUUCUUGUGAAUCAAUCAAUGAGAUCAUGAGGAGGACAAAAUAAAAUCAGUUGCAGUUGGAAAGAAUGAGACAUGGAAUAAAGUAGAAGUCUUGUUGGCUAUUUCUUUACCCACAUUAUCUGCUAUCAUAUUAAUAAUAAUAUUUAACUGAUUUCAGGCUAUCGC
Erpetoichthys calabaricus (reedfish) is the source of this 4025-nucleotide messenger RNA. Its product is annotated as AP-3 complex subunit beta-2. Bases 118 to 3417 code for a protein of 1099 amino acids. The record is from RefSeq and is a predicted model, not a curated record. Lineage: Eukaryota; Metazoa; Chordata; Cladistia; Polypteriformes; Polypteridae. Gene Ontology annotation, biological process: intracellular protein transport; anterograde synaptic vesicle transport; vesicle-mediated transport. The transcript is spliced from 27 exons. Gene Ontology annotation, cellular component: membrane coat; AP-3 adaptor complex.